CCGCAUCACUCAAUGAAAUACAAUUAUUGAUUGCUCUCUCUCCUAGCUCCGCUGUACCUCCACUAUCUCUUCUCCCUCUGCCUCCUCUCUCUCGUCUAUUUCCUGAAGUACUGCAGAGAAAGCAAACCGGCAGACUGCAACUACCUCUGUUUUACAGUGGGAUAUUCGGACAUUUAGAUUCAUAGGACACAAGCAAUUCGCCUGGUGCAAUGGCCAACAACCCGCGACACCCACUUUUCAUUUGUCCUUUAACCACGCUUGACCAAUGAACACUGUAGCCAGUUUGGGGAACUUCCUGUGGUGACCGCGGGCUCCGGGGGUUUUCCUGUUGCUUCUUCAGAGCCACUGCUCUGCUCUCCUCAAAUCUGUCUGCGUAUUACAGCCAUCCCACUGCUCUAAUCCCCCUGAACCUCCGUCCGAGCUAACAUGGACGACAGCUACGACAACAGAACUUCCUUGGUGAAGGGGGCCAAGGACAUCGCCAAAGAGGCCAAACGGCAUGCAUUGAAAAAGGUCAACAAGGUUGUGGACAGUGCCACAGACGAGUACUCCCAGCGCAAAUACAACCGUUUCCAGAACGAGUUGGACGAGGGGGACGACUUUUUCCAUAACCCCGACAGGCAGGACGGAGGCUACAACGACAACGACCAGGCCAGUGAUGCCAGCGAUGCCACGGAGGGCCAUGAUGACGAGGAUGAGAUCUAUGAGGGGGAGUACCAGGGCAUCCCGGCCGCAGGAGACGGGCGGGCCAGGGAGGGGCACGUGGCUCUGGGGCAGCCUGUCACAGACAGCCUGAGGGAGCGUAAGGAGCUGGAGCAGGAGAGGCAGGCGGACGAGGAGGAGCUGGCCCAGCAGUAUGAGCUGAUCAUCCAGGAGUGUGGCCACGGCAGGUUCCAGUGGCAGCUGUUCCUGGUGCUGGGCCUGGCCCUGAUGUCGGACGGCGUGGAGGUGUUCGUGGUGGGCUUUGUUCUACCCAGCGCCGAGACAGACAUGUGUGCUCUGGGUGGCUCCAGCUCCAGAUCUGGGUGGCUAGGCAGUAUUGUGUACCUGGGGAUGAUGGUUGGGGCUUUUUUCUGGGGAGGCAUGUCGGACAAGGUGGGCCGCAGACAGUGUCUCCUCAUCUGUAUGUGUGUGAACGGCUUCUUCGCCUUCCUGUCCUCCUUUGUCCAGGGCUACGGCAUCUUCCUGCUCUGCCGCGUGAUUGCAGGCUUUGGGACAGGGGGAGUCGUGCCCAUAGUCUUCUCCUACUUUGCGGAGGUUCUGUCCAGAGAGAAGAGGGGGGAGCACCUGAGCUGGCUCUGCAUGUUUUGGAUGAUUGGCGAGAUCUAUGCUUCAGCCAUGGCCUGGGCCAUAAUACCACACUAUGGCUGGAGUUUCAGUAUGGGUUCUGCCUACCAGUUCCACAGUUGGAGGGUGUUUGUGGUGGUCUGUGCCCUGCCAUGCGUCUGUGCUGUCGUGGCUCUCACAUUCAUGCCAGAGAGCCCCAGAUUUUACCUGGAGGUGGGGAAGCACGACGAAGCUUGGAUGAUCCUCAAACAGAUCCAUGACACCAAUAUGCGAGCUCGUGGGCAGCCAGAGAAAGUCUUCACUGUGAACAGAAUCAAGAUCCCCAAGCAUCUGGAUGAGCUGGUGGAGAUGAAGUCAGAGUCAGGGAACCCAGUCUCUAAGGCCCUCUUCAGGAUGCGGACAGAGCUGCGUGGGAUCUGGGUCAACUUUAUGAAGUGUUUCGACUACCCAUUGAAAGAUAACACCAUCAGGCUGGCUGUUGUCUGGUUUACAUUGUCAUUUGGGUACUAUGGCCUCUCUGUGUGGUUCCCUGAUGUCAUUAAGCACCUCCAGGCAGAUGACUACGCCUCCAAGGUGAAGACCCACAGCAACGAACUAAUUGAGGACUUCACCUUUAACUUCACCCUAGAGAAUCAGAUACACACAAACGGGGUCUUUAUCAAUGACAGAUUUAUUAGUAUGAAGUUGAAAUCAGUCACCUUCAUUAACUCCACCUUCACAAACUGCUAUUUUGAUGAUGUGACAUCAGUGGGAUCCUACUUCAGGAACUGUUCCUUCAUUGAGGCAUUUUUUUACAACACUGACAUUGAUGACUCAAAACUGAUAGACGGCACGGAGUUGAUCAACUGUGUGUUCCACCACAACAAAACGGGCUGUCAGAUGACGUUUGACGAUGACUACAGUGCCUACUGGGUCUACUUCAUCAACUUCCUGGGAACUCUGGCUGUUCUGCCUGGCAACAUUGUCUCAGCACUUCUCAUGGAUAAAAUUGGGCGCCUGUCCAUGCUAGGUGGCUCCAUGGUUCUGUCAGGGAUCAGUUGUUUCUUCUUGUGGUUUGGCACCAGUGAAUCGAUGAUGAUCUUCAUGCUGUGCCUUUACAAUGGCCUGAGUAUAUCAGCCUGGAACUCACUGGACGUGGUCACUACAGAGUCCUUCCCUACAGAUAGGAGAGGGACAGGCUUUGGGUUCUGUAACGCUCUUUGUAAGCUGGCAGCAGUGCUGGGGAACCUGAUCUUCGGUUCUCUGGUUGGCAUUACCAAGGCCAUUCCCAUCCUCCUGGCAUCAUCAGUGCUGGUUUGUGGAGGUCUGGUGGGUCUCCGGCUGCCUGAUACCCGGGCCAACGUCCUCAUGUAGGCAAAAGAAGGACCAACAGGCCUAGGGACCACCUGGGCCAAACCUGGUGCAAAGGGUUUUCUUGAAACGAGCUAUGUAUGUUUGAGAUUUUAUUUGUUUAUUGCCCAUAGUGGUCUCAUAGGGGAUUCAACUGCAUAGGCCAACCCCUCCCACCACCCUGUAUCGCUGUCAAACAAUAUACUUUCACUGUAAUCUAUUCAUGUACUGAACCCAACCUCCAGAACCAAAUGGAUAAGUCCCUUGAGUCAAAAGGAAACUCCUGUUUAUUAGUGAAUGUAAUAUUUAGGGGUAUUACAAUGCCCCUUCCAGGAGUGUUGCACCUGUAAACGUCUCUGAUGGAAAUCCAUGACCCAACAAAGUGAAAAAUCCUGUCAUACUCUCUAUUAACCCUAAUUGCUUUCUUUGCUUUAAAUAUAAAAUAUUUUUAGCAUACUUCCUGGUAAAAAAAAAAAAACACAUCACUUAAUAUUUCAAUUUUUUAUGUUAAUAGUAACGUUUAGAGGAAUUGAAGGUCCUUUGUUUAAUGAAUCCUGUAGUCGUCUCAGUAAUUGAUGGAAGUGAAGUGGUUUAUGUGUGAGGAGAUACAAGUGUUAAUGGCUACCUGCUAUGAGGUGGCUGGUGAGAUCAUUACUGGCUGUGUGCUAUGCACUGUGAGUUGCAGUGUAAAUCCCUGCACUGCGGGUUACAUUGUACUGUAUGAGCAGUAGCCUACAGGUAUGUUUGGCUAGAGUCAUUGCAGGGCAGGGUUAGUGCUGUAUGAAUGUGUUAUUAGGCCAUGACAGAUGGAGCAGAGUGGGAAAAACAAGCUGUAAUGAGUGUAAACAGCCUGCUGUGGGUGGGAAAGGGGAAUAUAUGAUCAGAAAGACUGGAUAGAGCUCACAGCUGCAUCACAGCUGGCCUAGACUGACACACACACAGACAGGCAGACAGCCAGACAUACAGACAGCCAGGCAGGCAGCCAUGCAGGCAGCCAGACAGGCUGAUAGAGAAAAAGGAUCAUCUCUGGACCACCAUGAAUCUUUGUCGGGCUUUUCAUGUGAUUUUUCACUUGUCAUGUCUGCUGUAUACACGCACACACCCCGAACUGUCAACGAAGAGGACUCAUGGUGAAAGUCUUAACCGGUAGGAGCUCAGAGAUGCAAUCUGAAACACCAGUAACAUGUUUUUUGUCCGUUUGCUUAUUAGUUUACACUGACACGUACAUAAAGAUAUUUGUUUUUCACUGUGUUCUGCCGCAAAUGACUACAUUCAUAUGUAGACCCUCACUGUCUAAGCCCUUUGCACCAGCACUCUACUAAGAAUCAAAAGGCCAUAUUAAAUAACUGGUUGUGUACAUACUAAAUGUAUCUAUCAAUAUGUUAACAUUUAUGUUAUUUGCCGGUAUGUAUCUGCAGCUGUUCUUAAAAUAGAACAUUUAAUAAUCAGAUUUUUGUAUCAACUCAUUUGCCACUUGUCCUAUUUGUUGUAUUCAAAUGUAUGCAGGCUCUCAGACAAGGGCUUUGUUUGUUUAGCCUUUUCAUUUAAUGUUUCUUUUUGCUGUAGCUUUGCUGUUGCUCUGAAUUUAUAUUGAUUUAUAUUUUGUCAUGCUGCUUCAUUUUCAAGAAACUGAAUGGCCUUUUUUAAUGUGCCUCUUCACCAGAGUGUUCUCCUCAUAGUUAACUGGAGAGUGAAGGGCACAGGAGGUAAUCAGGAAAUGAACUAAUGUUUCUUCUCACUACCUUAAACAUUUUCAAGUGUUUUAUUUCAUUGUUGUUACAGUCACAGAUACGUGUAAACAUCCAUCCUAUCCAUAAAAAAAUGCCUUCGCCUCUAAGGAUAAAGUUAAAAGAUAAUAUUCUCUUAAAAUUGGAUUGGGAGAGAUAAAAUGUUAUUUAGAGCAAUAAUAUAAUUAAUUACUGCUUGCAUAACAGGGAGUGAAACUGCUUUAAGCAAUAUUUUAAAAGUUUUACAUUUUGAGUAAACUAUUCCAGUAAUAAAAAAACACUGUAGUCAUCAUUUGGAUGACAUUUUAGAAAAAACAUUUUCAAUAGGGUUUUUGUGAAACAGCCUGCACACAUAAUUCAAUAAACAGCACUAUUAUUAACCUUCACUGUAUACUCCGUAAUGCAACAGUAAAAAAAAAAUAUCUGACUGCUGGUCAUGGUCAACAAAUAAAUGCUACCUGUAUUUUCAAUGUAUUUUUUGCAGAAGAUGAGAAAAGUGUUGUGCCAAACAAAAGGUGGUAAACUGGGUUUACAUGCGUUUGCCCUCCGCUACACCAGUGUGUAAGGGAAUUUCAUUUGUGCUGUAUAAUGCAUAAUGUUUCGAUCUCUAAAAUGUUGCUCAUAGUUAACAAAUGCGUCUGAUGUUUACAAGCAAUCCUGCAGAUAUCUGUGUUUGUUACUAUAAGCAGUAUGAGCUCCAGACACAAAUUACAGGUCUAAAAUUUCACAUGGUUCUCUGGUAUUUUAUGUGGUGUGCUGCCGAUGUAGCUGUCCUGUUCUUGUGGGUGUCGUUGCUGUGAGUACUGUAGGGUUAUAGUAGUCCACUUUAUUAAAACUGCCGUCCGCUUGCCCCUCCAUAUCUAAAGAAAAAGAAAGGCUUCCGAUAAUGGCUAUAAAUGUAGGUUUGUGUGGUGUGUGUGUCUAUUGUGUGUGUGGUGGUUUACACUGUCUUGGAUACAAUACAUUAUUUUUGCUGAUUGUUUGAUUCCUCAUGUGCACUACAAACAGACACUUUGAUUUCAGAAAUGUUUAAGCGAUGACAUUAACAGAAUUUUAGUAUUUAUAAAACAGCAGCGGCAUUCUAUUCGGGCAAAUGACAAACAAAGAGCUAACUGACAGACUGUAGUUACCACCUCAGCAAUGCUGUACAUACAGUAUGAUAGCAGUUGUUGUAAACUAUUUCUUCUGGCGGCUUUGCCUAUGGUAUAUUUUAAAGGAUAAAUAAGUCUCUUUUGUUUUUCUUUGUAAGGAUGUGUGUGUGUGUGCGUAUAUGUGUAAAUAACUGUACAUAUCAAUGCUGUAGUUGGUGAACUUCUGAGUUAAAUCUGUAUGCUUUUUGAUUGACUGAUAUGUCUUCAGCUUUGUUGAAGUGAUUAUCUGUCCCAGUUCUAAAUCUGUACAGUAUGUUCUCAGCUUCAAGCCCUCUGCUACUGUGUGCAAACUUGCAUGUGGGUAUAAAACUUCUUAUGUGCUCAACUUUGUAUUCUUACUUUAUUCUUCUGCCAGAAGAACAGAAUAUUUUGAUUUUAAGAAAAAAGUGAAUGUAUCACUCUUGUCAGUUUUUGUUUGGCCAUUUUGUUAAAGUGAACAUGGGUGUGGGUUCGGGUUCAGAAAGUUGUGUAUAUUCUUGUCAAUAGUGGGAUGACUGUAUGUACAGAGGUGGAAAACAUGAAGCUGUGUAGCGGAACAUUUGCCAAACGAUGCCCUGUGAAUAUUGUUUUAAUUAAAGAGGAAUGGACGAAAUUGCAGACUGUGCUGCUUAAGAGUGUCAAUAAUAUGAAAUAAAGUUUUAUGUUCUCUAGCUAAUAAUGUGUGCAUUAAACUUCUGGGGUGAGAACAUAACUUUGAAUAUA
This is a messenger RNA of Esox lucius (northern pike), 6196 nucleotides long. It is a transcript of the gene sv2ca, whose product is annotated as synaptic vesicle glycoprotein 2Ca. Lineage: Eukaryota; Metazoa; Chordata; Actinopteri; Esociformes; Esocidae. The transcript is spliced from 13 exons. The record is from RefSeq and is a predicted model, not a curated record. Bases 427 to 2640 code for a protein of 737 amino acids. Gene Ontology annotation, cellular component: membrane. Gene Ontology annotation, biological process: transmembrane transport; chemical synaptic transmission. Gene Ontology annotation, molecular function: transmembrane transporter activity.